GAUGUAAACAAGGGUCCUCUCGCGGAAUACGGUGACGGGGCUACACAAUGGUGACCUGAGAGAAAGAAAAAACGAAAGGAAAAAAUGAAAAUACCAAAAAGAAAACUAUUCCUUCUUAUUAUUUUUGCUUAUGUGGCGUUUUCACUCUAUGCAGCGUACAAUGUCUUCUUCAGCACCAAAGUCAUCUCCCGCGUUCACAGGGUGGUGAAGAAAGAGACAGGAGUGCCCUCGGGUGUCAGGGACGGCGGGGGAGUCGCUCCUUUCUUCGCCGAGGAUUGGAAUCCGUGGGAGGAUGAACAGGUGGAGUACAACUCGGCUCUGGUCAAAAAGAGGGAGGCCUUCAAACAGCACAUGGGUCGAAUCGACAGGAGCAAACCCCAGAGAUACAAGGUCCAGGUCUGGGGGAAAGCUGCCAUAGGACUUUACCUUUGGGAACAUAUUCUAGAAGGACCCCUCAACCCUACUGACAAGGUAGCGCAAUGGAGAGAAGGGGAGUUGCAGUCAGGAAAAAUUGAUUUCAGUUUUUACACAGGUCCUGCUGUGGUCCAGGGCCAUGUCCCUGUGGACAUGAACAGCCUGGUUUUGGUUCUGAAUGGUCGCGAGCAACAGAAGGUCACUUACUCCACGCGGUGGCUGGAGCACGUCCAGGCUCUGGUUCAGUCCCGAGCCGUGCUGCACGUGGCCGUGGUCCUGUUGGGCAACGAGCACUGCAACAACGCCUGGAUCGGCCCCUACUUAAAGAGAAACGGUGGCUUCGUGGACCUGCUGUUUCUUGUGUAUGACAGCCCCUGGGUCAAUGACAAAGAUGUCUUCCAAUGGCCUCUCGGCGUUGCUACAUAUAGGCAGUUUCCUUUGAUCAGGCCUAAUACCCAAUUGAUUACCUCCAACAGACCAUACCUCUGCAAUUUCCUAGGAACUGUGUACAAAAAUUCCUCCAGAGAAACACUCAUGCAGGUGCUGAAACAGUCAGAUCUCGAUAAGGAAUGCAUCACCACUGCCAGGGAGAAGUGGCUCCCUCAGGAGACAGCAGACAGCCUGAGACGCUACAAGACAGCUCUGGCCCAGAGCGAGCUCACUCUCUGCCCAGUCGGGAUCAACACAGAGUGCUACCGCAUCUACGAAGCGUGCUCCUACGGCUCAGUGCCUGUGGUGGAGGACGUGCUGACGCCGGGCACCUGCGCGGCGGGGCCCAGCUCCCCGCUGCGUCUCCUCAAGGCCGCGGGGGCGCCCUUCAUCUUCCUCAGUGACUGGAAGGAACUGCCGGCCAUCUUGGAGAGGGAGAGGGCGAUGAGUCAGGAGCAGAGGGUGGACAGGAGGAGGCGGCUGCUGGAGUGGUACGCCAGUUUCCGUCAGCAGAUGAAGGAGCGGUUCUCUGACGUCAUCGAGGAGGCCUUUUUCAAAAGCGGCUGACUCUGGUGCUCGAUUAACAAAACCUUUCAAAUAUUAACAGGGAUAUUUACAUUUAAAAUAGUGUGGAGAAAUGUGAUGUACUACUGGAAUAGUGAGCCUGGUGAUGUUCAGUGUAAUGCCCGCGCAGGUUAUUAUAAAAACACUUAUGUAUAUAGUUCAGUUUGUAACUUGCCAACACUAAUUGGUUCAAGUCCUGUAAGGGGGGACUCUGUGACAUUACUAUAUAUUUAUUACUUAAAUGUUUACAAUUGUGACAUGUCCAGACAUUUGGAGAACAUGAACAAUUAGCUGCCUUGAAAUUUUGCAUUAUUUGAAUAUGUUUUAUAUAUCUCUGUUUGUACGUGCUUGAUAUUGUGAUUUUGAGGAAGCACUAAACAUUUGGAAUGAGACGGUUAUGUGGUUUUAGAUAUUGUUUGAAAAAUGGUACAUGAAUGUAUUUUGUAUCGUGAGCAGCUCGGUUAUGGACGUUCUUUGUGAGGCAUGUGUCACUUUUGGAGUUAAAACCUAAAAGAUAAUAAUAUUUGGUCUUAUAUUUUUCAGUUAUUAGCUGCAUGGAUACAUUUUUUUUUUAGAUGGUGCAAUAAAAAUAAAAUGGAGUGCUGUCCUGAAGAGAAGUCAGUGGA
Molecule: messenger RNA, 2033 nt
Organism: Scophthalmus maximus (turbot)
Lineage: Eukaryota; Metazoa; Chordata; Actinopteri; Pleuronectiformes; Scophthalmidae
Gene: rxylt1
Product: ribitol xylosyltransferase 1
Exons: 6
Coding region: 85-1410 (441 amino acids)
Biological process (GO): protein O-linked glycosylation via mannose
Cellular component (GO): Golgi apparatus
Molecular function (GO): ribitol beta-1,4-xylosyltransferase activity
Source: RefSeq, a predicted model, not a curated record